Molecule: messenger RNA, 375 nt
Organism: Orycteropus afer afer
Lineage: Eukaryota; Metazoa; Chordata; Mammalia; Tubulidentata; Orycteropodidae
Source: RefSeq, a predicted model, not a curated record
AUGGAGGCUAAAGAGGAACAAGUAGGAAAAAAUCCCAACAUGGAAGAUCCUCACCAGGAAAACGAAAAGGAACAAGACACUAACAAAGGAGAGCCCUUGGCACUCCCUUGGGAAGGUGGUGAAUACUGUGUGCCUAGAGGAAGUCGUAGGCGACUCAGAGUUAGGCAGCCCAUCCUACAGUAUAGAUGGGACAUGGUUCAGAGGCUUGGAGAACCACAGGCAAAGAUGAGAGAAGAUAAUGUAGAAAGGAUUGGGGAGGAUGUGAGAGAGCUGAUGGAAAAACUGAGGGGAAAGCAAUUGAGUCACAGUCUAAGGGCAGUUAGCACUGACCCCCCUUACCAUGACCAUCACGAUGAAUUUUGCCUUAUGCCGUGA